Molecule: messenger RNA, 3030 nt
Organism: Aspergillus vadensis CBS 113365
Lineage: Eukaryota; Fungi; Ascomycota; Eurotiomycetes; Eurotiales; Aspergillaceae
Product: putative DNA repair protein Rad4
Exons: 4
Coding region: 100-2955 (951 amino acids)
Biological process (GO): mismatch repair; nucleotide-excision repair
Cellular component (GO): XPC complex; cytoplasm; nucleus
Molecular function (GO): single-stranded DNA binding; damaged DNA binding
Source: RefSeq, a predicted model, not a curated record
CUGCCGAGUAAGAAGGCAAGCGACAAUUUAAAGCCAGUACAGUAGAAUGCUUAAGGCAUAUGCUGAUAUUUGGUCUUGUUACCUUGCGCCUGGCACUCUAUGAUGGCGAGUCGUGGGCCCACUACUCGCUCCAGAAGAGCCGGAGCUGCUUUGAACCAUUCUCGGCGGCAGCGAGGAGACCAAGAUCAUGAGAUUCCAGACGUCUACCGGGAGAUGUUGGCAGAGGCUGAAGCUAGAGAGUCCUCCAGGCCAGAUGAUACCCGACUACCCAAAAGACGGAGGCUUACCCGCACGAAUCCCGUAUCCGGACUUCAGCCUUUACAUCAAGGUGGUGCUAUUACUCCAGAAGCCAGCUAUUCUACAGAACAACCUGUCCAAACGGUGUAUGAUUCGCCAUCAUCAUCCGAAGAAUCGGGUCUGGAAUGGGAAGAAGUUGAUAUUCAGCAAGCUCCACAUACAGUUCACGCGGACGAUACCUCGAUUCAGGUCACCCUGGGUCUGCCCGAGGAUCAGAAGCGCAAGGUAGUUACCAAGCGGAGGGGGAUCACCGCUGCCGAAAAGCAGUUGCGAUUAAGCAUCCAUAAAAUUCAUCUACUUUGCCUUCUCCGCCAUGUGCAGAUACGCAAUCUCUGGUGCAACGAUGAGGAAUUACAGGGCUUCCUCAAACGGACAUUGCCGAAAAAUAUCAUCUCACUAUUACAUCCAUCCGAGAACAGGCCACAACAGAUUAGGUCAACAACUUUCGUUGAUGGAUUGAACCAAGCCAGUGAUAUUUUUAAUCGGAGGUUUAAGGUAACCAAACCAGGACUGAGACGACCUUCGUGGAUAGCUGAUCUUAAUGGUAUCAAACAACGAGUGGAAUCCAUAAUAAGUGAUGCCGAGGUCUUCCUCUCGAGGAAGGAUUUUGUGGAUCAAGCACGAACAAUGCAAGGUUCUCGUGAUUUUGGCGCCCAGUUAUUCUGUGCUUUGUUACGGUCCGUGGGCGUUGAAACAAGACUCGUCUGCUCAUUGCAGCCAUUACCAUUCCGAGAUAAAACCAAGGAUGCGGCACCACCUGCUCCGCUGUCUGAAUUCUCAGAAAAGUUUACCCAACCAACUUCUGAGGAGUCGCAAACGUCACAACGGUCCACGGUGAAAAGAUUAGCCCGGCCACACUUCACACCAGCCAGGCGCCCUGGGACUCCUACUCAAAGUUUCCCUCGGCCCAUCCGUGAAUCAUCACACCCCGUAUUCUGGAUUGAAGCGUUUAACGAAGCAGUAAAUAAAUGGAUACCUGUCGAUGCCUUGGUUACCAAGUCUAUGGCAAAGCCUUCUAAAUUCGAACCUCCAGCAAACGAUUCUUACAAUCUUCUGAGCUAUGUGGUCGCAUUUGAGGAUGAUGCCUCUGUUAGAGAUGUCACCAGGCGCUAUGCGAAGGCCUUCAACUCCAAAACUCACAAACUUCGAGUUGAAUCCGUGGGGAACCAUGUUAACUGGUGGAACAAAGUGUUGCGUUUCUAUGAAAAGCCAUUUUUGGAAGACCGGGACCAACUGGAAAUUAGCGAGCUUACUGCCAAGACAGCGGCUGAACCAAUGCCCCGGAAUAUCCAAGACUUCAAGGACCACCCUGUCUAUGCUCUUGAAAGGCACCUUCGGCGACAUGAGGUUGUCUUUCCUAAACGGAUCAUCGGGCAGGUUAGCCUGGGUAAAUCAGCGUCGAAGAAUCAGGUUUUGGAGCCCGUAUAUCGCCGAUCCGAUGUACAUGCUCUACGUAGUGCAGAUCGCUGGUAUCGCCUGGGACGCGACAUUAAGACAGGCGAGCAACCGUUGAAGCGUGUCACCUCAAGGAAACCACAGAUGGGGAGGCCCAGUGACGAGGAGGAUAACUCUGUCUCCGACACACCUCUGUACGCUUAUUAUCAGACACAAGUGUAUCAGCCCCCGCCAGUAGUUGGAGGGAGAAUACCCAAGAAUAUCUAUGGGAACCUGGAUGUCUAUGUACCCAGCAUGGUGCCUCCAGGCGGUGUGCACAUCGCUCAUCCCGAUGCCCGUCAAGCUGCUAAGAUCCUUGCGAUUGACUAUGCAGAUGCUGUCACCGGUUUCAGCUUCAAGGGGCGCCAUGGGACCGCAAUCCUGCAGGGGAUUAUCGUUGCCACUGAGUAUCAAGAAGCACUUGAAGAAGUGCUGAACUGUCUGGAGGGGGAAAAGUUGCAGGCUGAAUUAGAUAGGAAAUCUGCUGAAACACUGCAGACUUGGAAGCAUCUACUGCUGAAACUGCGCAUUGCAGAGAGAGUCAAAGGCUAUGCAGUGGAAGGUGAACAUGAGGCAGAUGAGCCGGGAAGUAUCGGAAACGUGAAGGAAUCCGAGGACCCGGAAGAGUUAGGCGGCGGCUUCAUUCCGGAGUCGGAGCAAGAGACAAAUAGUCCGGCUUCUGUAAUGGACUGGGUUGGCCCCUCUCGGGAUGAAACUUCAGGGCCUACAGGCAGUACAGGCAGAGACCUGUCUCUUUCGGCUACAGAGACGGACAUGCUUGGUGGGGGCUUCAUUCCUGAAGCAAGCGUGGACCAAGUGUUUUCACCUCAGCCAAAUAGUACCGCCAUAAAAUUGCAAAGGAAUCGCUCGGUACUCCCUCAAUAUGACCUGGUUGUCACUCCAAAGCUUGAAUCUGCAGGCCAGACAGCCCCGAUCCAAGACCUCAUGAGUAAGGAUCCGGGACUGUUGUCUGACAGGACGAAAGACAGCUUAGGGCAAAUCACACCGCAGAUUGCUCCGCAGAACUCAGAGGCCGCCAUCAUCAGAUCCACUACAGCAAUUUCGGACUCCACGCAUCCUCAGAUCGCUGUACAAGCAGAUGAUUCCCGCUCUCCGACCCCUAGCAUCACCAGCCAAGAAACCCAUAGCGAUGAAGAGACCUCUUUAUUAUCGCAAGACCCAGAAGACCAUGACGCCAUCCCGGAGUGGUUGAUGUCCGAUUAACUGUAUCAUAGUUAGACUUUGUGGAUUAAUCAUAGCCGCUACGACAACGAGAUUUGUCUUACUGUUAAAUAGCAC